ACAAAACAAUUCAAAGAUUCCUUCUUUUAUUCUGGUGAAAACCCAACUGUUACCAAGAGACAGGAGAAUCUUUUUUGGUAGAGCCUUGUUCUCUCAGCACAUUUUCUUUAGCUUUUCAUGGAAUGCUUUAAAUCUUACAAGAUCUAAUAUUUCAGGAGUUUUUGAAGAGUUUAUUAAGGGCAGUCUGUUUCAGAAGAGAGGGAUUUCGGGGGGGUAAGAAGGAGAUUGAAUGGUGAGAUUUGAUGUUGUAUAUGUUUGCUCGGAAUGGGACGAAGUUUUCUAUGCAGACGUGUGAGUAUAAGAAAUGAAUUUUUCAUAGAGUAAGGAAACUAAAAAUAUUAGUUACCUACAUGUAAACCUUAAAGGACCUUCACUGAGUUGUGCAACUACUAGUACUAGUUGGGGUAUUGUAUUGUUGUGUAUAUGUGCAUGCUUUGUGUGUUUUGCUCAGUAAAGGCAGGUUGCAGGCAGUACUAGAUUUAGGAAUUGAGUUUCUUUGGUGAUAUAAAUCUUUUUCUUUCGCGAUGGAUCACUUUAUUGUUUAGAGACAAGAAAAUGGUGCAUUGGAUUUUGAAAUAUUGAUUUUUUUUUCUUAAACAAUUUUUGAUUAUUGGAUAUUUUGACUGUGUUUGAUGGUUAUUUUAAAAUGCAAAUUAUAUUAGAAAGUGUUUAAAGUUUUAUCUGAGGUGUUUUGGCCUACAUAACUCUCAUUUAACUGUGUUGGAAAUCAACAGAAUUAUUUUUUGUAUAGAACACGGUUAAAAGGAGCAAUGCCUUCUCAUUAUACUCAGCAGGCACUAACAGUUCUAAGCCUGUUUGGUGUCUUGUCUGCCAUCAUGGCCUCGCUUUCAGUCAUACUGAUCUUUCAGGUUCAGAACUCAGUAAGACAGGGGGAGCUUGGGGCGGGUUUGGGCCCAGGAGCAAGUAGGUUCUUGCUGCCAGCUUCUGCUGUCUUGGCUGCUCUGUGUCUUGCUCUCAAUGCCAGUUGCCUUCUGCUCUGUCUACUUCAUUCGUACUUCACCGCUGAGGUUGGUAGAAAUGACCCUGAGUCUGGAAGGGGUGACUGGUUCCUGUUGGAUAACCGCAGUGUUAGGCAAUCUGCAAUCUGUCUGUUCUGCCUUGGAAUUGCUGUGUAUUUAGCAGCUGUGUCUCUCUACAUGCUGAUAUUGUUUGAAAUAGAGACGGGGAUAGCCAGCUCCUGUAUUUUAACUUCAAGCGCUAUUUUUAUGACAGUCGUGGUUGUACAUACUCUACACAAAGCCUCCCAGGCAACCCGCCAAAGCCAUGAUCAGCUAAACAGCACCCUCUAUGAAAAUGAUUCUGCCCAUGGCGGAGAACUUACAGACUCGGCUCCAUCCAGCGACCUUAACAACAGCAAAGAGCUCUCCCCUGUGCGUCCCCGUCCUGAGAUCCACCGUGAGUUUUCCUAUCCACCUUUUCUUCAACAGCAGCAGAAAGUGCAGUCACUUUCACCUCCACACAGCAACAUGACUGUGAUAAGCCAGGGGGGGCAUCCCAUUAAAAACAAUGGAGCUGAGAGUUACAUCAUACCCAGGAUGCAUCGAACAUUAUCUGUAGAAUCUGGACUUAUGCAGCCAAACUCCAAACCCUGGAAUGGACUAACUCAGGAGAUGAGAAACGUGGUACCAAGAAAACCAGGAGUAGUGGGAAAAGAUUCAACACUGGUAUAAACGCUGAAACCAAGUAAAUGUAACAAGCCGAUAUACACAAACCAGAUAAAGUGACUCUGAAAGACGCUAUGCUGUUACCAGCACAUUUUAGAGUUUUCUCAAGUGCAUAGCAAUGUGAGUUUAUGAUAUUUUUUACAUGGCCUUAAACAUGCAACGGAAUGUGUAAAAUCAGAUCAGAAGUUAGAACAAUAUUUGUAAAUGAUGUGGUGGGAGAAAAUGUGUGCAAACCACUUUACAAUUCAUAUGAUAGUUUACAGAAAAAAUAUUAUGGGGUAAAAGUAUUACUAGGUAAAAAGAAAUCACUGAGGACAGAAGUAAAUUAGAGAUCAUAUGAUUUUCAGUGGCAGUAACAUAACCUCCAGAGAUGACUUUUUUGGGAGCCACAUAGGGUGCAUUUACCUUUCUCUCUAGCAUAACUGCCCCUACUUUGCUCAUAGCAAAACAGUAUUAUGUUUUAUCUCCAGGCACAAAAAUGCAACUAAAAAGAGGCCUAUAGUAGAAAACACCAUAUGUCAAUACAAUCAUGUAUUAAUGAUUAAAAUAAAAAAAAAAAUAAUACUUCUUGUGACUUUUUUCCAGACAUGCUGUAAGGCUUUUUCACCUAAUUAAACCUAUUGCCCUGCCAUUUUCAUUCUUGAAAGAUAGAAUUGAUAGCUUUAUUACCUGCAGCACUAAAGUGUCACUUUAAGGCAAAUAUUUUCAAGGGCUGCACGUGCUCUUAUAUUAUAUGAAUACUUGGCAUUAUUAUCAGAUGGAAGAGCAGUACAAAACUUUCACUAAAAAGGAAUUAUGUCAGAAAUAGCAACAGGUAAAAAAAGGUUAAUUUGAUUGAGAUAUUACAUUGCAGAAUACAGAUGCAUUUAGAAGCCAGGAGAGCUCUGCCCUUCCCAGCCAUUACGUCUUUUUAUAGUAUAGUUUAAGGUCAUUAUCAAAGUAUAAUCCUUAUCAGACUUGCUAUGGAUGACAUCAUCUAAUUAUUAUUUAAUUUAGUACAAAAAAAACAUGCAUAUUUCACCAUUACAAUCCCCAGGGCGACCUUUGCUUGAUUUUGCUUAAUUCUCCUUUUUAAAGCAAUUUUUUAAUAUAAAAAUGCUGAUCCUUGUAGCCUUAUGCUGCCAAAUUCACUGUUAUAAUUGUAAAAUUAUGGAAAAUGGACACGUCCUUAAAUAGGCAUAUGCUGUUUAUGUAUAUUCUUAUGGUGACAUCUAAACCUAGGUACAUUUUGAAUGACCAGUGCCAACAAAUUCACAUUUUAUAUGUAAUUGAUAUUGGUAUUGUGCAGGAAUAGAGAAACAAUAAAGCAAAAUAUAGGUGAGAGUA
Xenopus tropicalis (tropical clawed frog) is the source of this 3011-nucleotide messenger RNA. RefSeq names its product transmembrane protein 221 (gene tmem221). Bases 771 to 1691 code for a protein of 306 amino acids. The transcript is spliced from 3 exons. The record is from RefSeq and is a predicted model, not a curated record. Lineage: Eukaryota; Metazoa; Chordata; Amphibia; Anura; Pipidae.